Molecule: messenger RNA, 1557 nt
Organism: Topomyia yanbarensis
Lineage: Eukaryota; Metazoa; Arthropoda; Insecta; Diptera; Culicidae
Product: probable malonyl-CoA-acyl carrier protein transacylase, mitochondrial
Exons: 2
Coding region: 127-1317 (396 amino acids)
Molecular function (GO): transferase activity
Source: RefSeq, a predicted model, not a curated record
CCGAAUGAAAACGUGAAGUUUGUUUACAUUAACAGCUGAAUUAUUUUAAAUCAAAAAUUAUUCUAAUAUUAAUGUAGGAACAUUGGAGCCUUCAUUCAAAAGCAAUAAUCUUUAUUUGAGCGCAACAUGUACUCGAAGAUUGUCACUCGAAAUCUAUACCGUUCGAGUCGACUAUGGCGCAAAACUGCGCCGGAGAAACCGGCUGCGCUAGGAACGGACAAAGUGCAGGAACUGCUCGAUAAUGCGGCAAGCUUUGAAGAUGUGCGACCACACAGUGAACAGGAUCGAUGGGCCACACUUCCGUACGUAGAUGGAACACAUUUUAAUCGCGAUCAAGCUAACAAAUCUAUCAGACCGAAGAUUGAUCCACGAGAAACAACUAUUAUUUUGUUUCCCGGUCAAGGCGCUCAGUUUGUCGGAAUGGCGUCACGCUUGCUGAAAUAUCCUGGUGCUCGGGAUAUCUUCGCACUGGCCAAUGAAGUGCUCGGUUACGAUCUUCUCAAACUAUGCCUAGAAGGCCCAAAAGCUAAACUCGAUCAAACGAUAUACUGCCAGCCGGCGGUAAUGGUUUCAUCACUGGCCGCUCUGGAGCAGCUUAAAGAGGAACGUCCGAAUGCGAUUGAAAAUUGUUUCGCGACAGCUGGAUUUAGUUUGGGAGAAAUUAGUGCGUUGGUAUUUGCCGGGGCAUUGCCGUUCGACAGAGCCCUCCGGCUUGUGCAGAUUAGAGCGGAAGCGAUGCAACUUGCUAGCGAGCAGAGCAAAAGUGGCAUGUGUACAGUGCUAUAUGGACCGGAUGCACGGAUAGGGGAAGCUUGCAAGGAAGCGGUUAACUGGUGUAUACUGCGAGGAAUCGAAAAUCCAGAGUGCAAAAUUGCAAACUAUUUGUAUCCUAGCUGCAAGGUAAUUGCUGGAAAUGAAGAAGCUUUAAAAUACCUCGAAGCGAACAUGAAAACGUUUGGCAUAAAACGAAUCAAAAGACUCCCUGUUAAUGGAGCAUUUCACACCGAGUUGAUGGCCUCCGCCGUGGAGCCCUUUUCACUGGCACUGAAAAAGAUAAAGAUCGAGGAUCCAAUUAUCAGUGUUCACUCGAAUGUAGAUGGCAAACGAUACCGUAAUGCGGGUCAUGUACUGAACCAGUUGCCGAAACAAAUCGUGCGACCUGUUAAGUGGGAACAAACGUUACACAAUAUAUACGAAAGAAAAGUUGGGGAUUAUUUCCCUCGGACGUUUGAGUGUGGACCAGGUCAAGGACUGAAAGCGGUCCUUAAACAGGUCAAUGCCAAAGCGUGGGACUCUACGUUUAGUAUACAGGCGUAAGAGGAAUAAGUAACAAAGUUCAAUAAAAUAUGAGAUAUGGCUCCGAUUUACAGUUGCAAUGUUAGAGAAAAUCCUAUGAUUAUAUUCAUUUGGUUUGCUAACUUUCGUGUAUAAAAUUUUGUGUACACACGAAAUUAAAAGGAUUACCCUAUUGUGUUACUAUCGAUUGAAAUAAAAAGGAUGAGUGUUACAACUUAAGACGCAGCAAUCUAUUUUCGUAAUAUUUUUUUCAAAAUUUAA